Messenger RNA from Colletotrichum siamense, 597 nucleotides. It is a transcript of the gene asaA, whose product is annotated as Ankyrin-repeat domain containing transcription coregulator asaA. NCBI's taxonomy places the organism in Eukaryota, Fungi, Ascomycota, Sordariomycetes, Glomerellales, Glomerellaceae. Gene Ontology annotation, molecular function: protein binding. The coding region runs from base 1 to 597 and encodes 198 amino acids. The record is from RefSeq and is a predicted model, not a curated record. The transcript is spliced from 2 exons.
AUGCUCAAUAGUAAAUACCCCCCAAAGCUACACUUCAAGGAUAAGUUCCACAAGGGAGGAAGCUCUGCAUCGAAACUUGUUCAAAAAGCGCUCGAAGACCGUCUGCUCGACCCCAACACGCUUUGGGCCUAUGAAGAUAUCAUCGACCCGCAUCCAACAUCCGCGCCUAAUGAGUACGGGGACACUUGGCAACGGUGGAACACACCUCUUCACCUCGCGCUUCUUUGCUUUGAUUAUGAGUCGGCAAAAAUCAUCCUGCGUCACCCAAGAGCAGAACCCAACAUCUAUAACACGGAAGGACGCACUGCUAUCCAUGAGGCUGUCAAGCUUCACAACAUCGAAGCUAUCCGCUUUUUCAUCCAUCAUGGAGCGGACCCGAACAAAGCCUCACAGGAUGGCCUGGUUCCCCUUCAUGCAGCUCUUUACGAAGGAUACGAGGAAGUAUUCUUCGCCCUGCUCGAGAACGGUGCCACUUUGGAGGCUGCCACGCAUCACGAAUGGUCAAUCACGGAUCUUGCUUUACUGGCCUCGGAAGAUUCCAUACUAGAAAGGCUGAUCUCCACGUCCGAAGCCUCAGGAUAUCGCCAUACCCGCUAA